UAUAAAUAGAUGAAGGCGACAGCGGAGGAAGACAGAAGCCUCUCAGAGAUGAGGGCCUCAGUGGGUGCCCUGUGGUUCUCCUUCCUCUGCGCCUGUGUGGCUGAGGUCAACGGCGCCGAGAGUCCGCCCAGCGGGCCGGCUUGUCCUGCGGCGUGUGAUCAGCAAAGCGGCGUCCAGCUCAGAGGCGUCCUGGAGGACCUGCAAGCCAGACUGGCAGCUGCUGAGGAACAGCUGGAGGCGCUGAGGAACACAAUCCAAGGGUCGCGUGUUGCAUUUGGAGCAGCUCUUGGAAAUGAUGGCCAUGUUGGACCCAUCCGUGCUGAAACCCCACUGAUCUACAAGACUGUCUACAUGAACACAGGCGCGUACGACCCCGAGACAGGCAUUUUCACCGCUCCAGUCGGCGGCGUCUAUUACUUCAGCGUUACUGGCCACAGUCUGUCGUCCAAUCCCAUGGGUCUGCGGCUGAUGAGGUUUGCAAGGCAAAUGGCCGCGGUGAAGAACUAUGAAGCGGGAGAGCGCUUCGAGACCGCGAGCAACAGCAUGAUUCUACGGCUCGGAGCGGGCGACCAGAUACGCGUUUGGCUCACACCUAUGACUUGGGUUUAUGACGAUGGGGACAGUCUCAGCACCUUCACCGGUCAUCUGCUGUUCCCCAUGUAGGUGGAGUAACAUUCCGACUGAUAAUAAAAGCUCUAAAAUGGU
Betta splendens (Siamese fighting fish) is the source of this 705-nucleotide messenger RNA. Its product is annotated as complement C1q-like protein 2. The transcript has 3 exons. Bases 10 to 663 code for a protein of 217 amino acids. The record is from RefSeq and is a predicted model, not a curated record. Gene Ontology annotation, molecular function: protein binding. Lineage: Eukaryota; Metazoa; Chordata; Actinopteri; Anabantiformes; Osphronemidae.